CUAACAUGAAGAACCCUUUUUUCGAUCUCCGAAUCUCCCAAAUGAUGAUUCAGUUACAUCUACAGGUCUACUAUCGCAUUCAGAAGUACUUGAAACCCAUAACCAAGUCCACCGACUUUAUCGGGUACAUUGCCUAAUCAGGCUGCCUCACUUGUCUCCAGGGUCCCAUAACCCUCAGCCUUGUCGCAGAGCUUUCGUCUUGGACCUCGCCCACAUACAUCUGACAAUGGCAGAAAUCUUUGGACUUGUCGCUGCUGCUGCUGGCGUACUCGAUACCCUCAGUAAAGUCAUAUCUCUCAUCGAUAGCAUUCGCAGAGCUCCCCAAGAAGCUCGGGAUGUUGCAAACGAGGUGGAAUCCCUCCGAGCAGUUAUCGAAGUUCUUCGACUGUCUGCAGAGCGUCCGAGUCACAGCCUGCCACCCGAAUGGAUUCAAACUACAUCUACCGUCUUGAUAAAUGCAAAUGCGGCAUCUAGAAGACUGGAAUCAAGCAUACGUACUGGAACGAGUAAGAUGUUUCUCCGAACUCGACUCAAAUGGGUUCUCCGCAGUUCGGAAACAAAUCAGUACUGUGUUCAAUUGCGAAGCUACGCUCAGAUGCUCAAUACUCUUCAAGGGAGCAUACACUGGCAAAGUAGCCAGCGUAUGGAGGCAAUGCUUCGACAAAUACUCUCGCUUCUCAGAGACGGGCAAGGUCUACCGCCGUACACUGAAGCGACUGGUCCAAUAUCCACUCCAGCUCCCGCAAGACCAGUCUCACCAGAGAUUAAAUCGUCGGUCUCGCCAGUUUAUCGAUAUACAACACCAGAUUCACCAGCAGCCACAGAUUCGGAAUCUGACAACGACAAUUCCAACGAUGGCGACGAAAGUGAUUCGUCUGAUUCUGGAGAGUCUUGGGACUUUACCUCUGGCGACGUUGAUGGCGCCACAAUUGGAUCCGGAAAACUGACGGUUGUCGAAGAUGCCGAAAAUCGCAGGGUUCUCCUGAAGAUCAAAGGUACUGAUACUACGACCUUGAAGUACUGGUUGACAUCAAGAACACAAGUUGCAAACUCUUCAGGAGACUUAGAGAUAUCAUACUUGAGUGAUGGCAAGGACCUUCCUCUAGAAGACGGCUUAGCAGAUCUAUACAGUUAUAGUGGAGCACAGGUGCGGAUGUCAAUGUAUAGAUCAGGUAAGGUUUAUCCUAUUCAAAGAAAAUGCGAUUGUUUCCGUGGUCGAGCUAUGUUAAUCACAAUGCCAUAGAUGCUAGCGUUGUUCAACACAAGAUAAGUGGUUAUACAAGAAGUACUUGGGUUAAUCAACAGGAUUUUGCAGAUGGCAUUCCGGGAUCAGAAGACAGUGGUGGUUGCUGUGUUAUGUGAUCUAGUUACUCCCAAACUCGCUUCGGAGUUCACUAUCAUGUCAAGUUGCACUUUUCGUAUGGUCGAGGAUUUUUCGCUACAUGGAUGGCAUGCUAUCGGCGAACUUGGGGAUAGUAUGUGGUGAAACUUGUUUUUUUUUUCUUAUUAAACACUGCGCUUCUAGUACUGGGUUAUGUUCUUAUUGUUUACUAUCGAUACACAACCCUUGCAUUAUUGUAGGGACAUAAUAUUUGGCGACCUGUAGUUAAGUUUGAUUUGCAAGUUUCUAUUCUGCACCCGUCAAGC
Cadophora gregata is the source of this 1647-nucleotide messenger RNA. RefSeq lists its product as uncharacterized. NCBI's taxonomy places the organism in Eukaryota, Fungi, Ascomycota, Leotiomycetes, Helotiales, Ploettnerulaceae. The transcript has 5 exons. The coding region runs from base 227 to 1243 and encodes 338 amino acids. The record is from RefSeq and is a predicted model, not a curated record.